Messenger RNA from Schistosoma rodhaini, 1747 nucleotides. Lineage: Eukaryota; Metazoa; Platyhelminthes; Trematoda; Strigeidida; Schistosomatidae. The record is from the annotation of a GenBank genome assembly.
GCCAUGCAUUUCCUGCUCAUUUGCAAGUGUCCCGAAACUUAAAACCAAUUGUUCAAAACGAAAUGGAUUUUCACUGGUUUUUUACUACUUUUAUUUUGCUCGUUUAAUAAGAGUCGCAAUUGUUUCAUUUACUGAAUGUAGCCUUAAACGAAGACCGGGAUUUUAAGAUUGCGUGGCGCGCUCACAUUGGUUGUUGGCUCUAUUUGGCAUUCCAAGUAAGUGAAGCUGUGCAGUUUUACGUAGUAUCUCCAAUAUUUUUAAUACACAAACGCAGACGUAUCUCUUUUUCAUCACUAUGCUUAAGGGUUACGGAUUUAGGCCUUUUUUUCAAGACAUGAAGUGCAGAUAGUUUUAGUCAGCUGGACAUCCAGUUCACACAACUGGUCAUAAUCAACUUUGAUGUGCAAUAGUCCUAAGUCAAUGCUACCAGGUAUAACUGCUUUAUUAAACUUUGUUCCGAUGUCCACGGCUGAACUAAAAUUAUCCAAGUUAGAUCAACGACUGAAGGUGGCUGUCAGCGAACGACGUUUCUAUGAGGCUCAUCAACUAUAUAAGACCAUAAAUUUCCGUUGUAUGAUGCGGAAGAAUUAUCAAGAAGCAUUAAAAUAUUUGAAACUAGGUUCUGAGUUUUUACUUGAUAACGAGCAAUGGGAAAGUGGUACUGAGUUAGCUUGUCUUGUACUUGAUGUGUAUAGCCAGAGCGAGACAGUUUUGACUGAAUCUCAUCUAGAUGAAAUUUGUGAACUUUUGAUACGAAUGUGCCCUGGGGAAGAAAGGACACGUUUUGUCCACAAGGCACUUCAUCUUCUCCAAAAGCAAAAAGACCUUCUGGCUGUGUUCAAUGGCUAUCUCGCUCGUGUAUUGUGGCAAGAAGGAUCUUUCAGUGAAGCAAGGUUGCGUAUUAUGUUGUCUUCUAACGGCUAUGCGGCUGGUGUCUUCCUUGUUGCUUUGCAUCAGCGAUAUGGGCUUCGAUCAGAAAUCGAUUUAUUUCUUGCACAAGCUGUCCUUCAGUUUUUAUGUAUGAAACAAAUCUCAGUUGCCAUAUUAACGUUUUACACAUAUACACGACGUCAUCCUCGAUUAGAACCUGGGCCACCGUUUGCGGAUUUUCCUUUAUUAAAUUUCUUAUGGUUUUUGAUGUUAGCUAUUGAAAAGAAGUGCAGUCUAGCUGUAUUUUCAGUACUAUGUGAAAAAUACAGUCCCCAACUGAACCGAGAUUCUUCUUAUUUAAAAUACUUGGAUAAAAUUGGCCAAUUAUACUUUGGUGUUAAGCCUCCUGCAAAUGAAAUGAAUAAUUUUUUUUCACGGAUAAUGCAAAUGUUUAGUGAUGGAGACAAAAUGGAAGAUUCUGUGUCAAGUGAUGACGUGGGUCGUUAUGCACUGAAUGGGAGUACCGAUGUAAAUUCACCAGAGGAAAUGUGUUUUGAAGAUGUGGAUUGAUAAUUUCGCAUAUAUCUCCACCGACUACACAGUGCCUUUCGAUUUAGAGCUGGUAAUAUGCACAUACUCAUCUUUAUAGGUGGACAACAAGUACCUACCCACAUAGCCGACAUUUGAAUUGUGAGCGUCUUUGGACAAUAAUUUUGUCUUGCAGUUAUGUUUUGUGGAUCUGUUUUCCUCAUGCUUCUUCUAACAAAUAUUUAUUCACUGGAUGAUUUCACUGUCGGUUUCUUCCUUUUUUCCUGUUAUAAACUUCUUGAAAAUGCACAAAAUUGUUAAUAUUCAAAUAAAUUAAAUUAUGUACAGA